Pelodiscus sinensis (Chinese soft-shelled turtle) is the source of this 714-nucleotide messenger RNA. The record is from RefSeq and is a predicted model, not a curated record. NCBI's taxonomy places the organism in Eukaryota, Metazoa, Chordata, Testudines, Trionychidae.
AUGACGCUGAAAAGGAAGAAACAGAACAGCCCAGCAGUGACUUUGGUGCUGUUGGAUGACAAAGGUGGCGAGUUCAUGUCUAUUGAUCUUGUUCCUGCUUUGGAAAUCUUACAGCCCUGGCCCAAAUCAUGUGAGCUAGAGCAGAACGUUAAAAAAUGGCUGGGAAAGAAAGCCAAGCAGUUCACUAGGUCAUUUUAUCUUGUUGCCAAGCAGCCAUCUGGGCAAGAUGACAAAGAGGUCUGGAGAAUUUCUCUCUCUCGUGUUGAAAAGGAGAUUAUGAAUGACCAUGGCAACACUAAAUCCUGUUGUGAAUCUUAUGAUACCAAGUGCUGCAGGAAAACCUGUCUUCGGUUGCUGAAGAGCCUUUUUGAGGCCUUGAAGAAAGACUAUCCUAGGCAACUAAGUCACCUGUGCUCCUACCAUGCCAAGACAUCCUUCUUCCAUACUCUGACACAGUGGAUAGCGGACUUCAACUGGAAACCUUCUGACAUUGUCUGCUGUUUUCUCAGAGUGCUAGAUGACUUCAUUCAGCAUGUGGAAAAUUACAACCUGAUCCAUUUUUUCAUUCCAAAGUGCAACCUUUUCUCUAGCUUCCCUCACAACGGUUUGAAAUUCCUGCUAGCGCGCUUACAAGAGCAGAAAGAAAAUGGAUUGCAAGCCUUUGCCGAUCAUGAGGAAUACGUUUCUUCCCACCCAUGAUUCUGUUCCUAUGAU